AUGCCGAGCGUGCCCGCCGACAGAGGGUACGUGGACUGCGCGUUGGCCAAGUUGCGUGAGGAGCUUGCUAGCGAGAUCCAGAGGUUGGAUGCGCGAUUGAACUCGGUGGUUCCAUCCAACAAUAACACAGUCGAUGUCGAGCUUGUCGAUCUGCAGUCAGUGGACCUCGCGAACUCCGCCGAAAUCAACAAAUCCCCUCGGAGCACGAACGCCAAGAAGGAUCCGAUUGCAGACGCCGUGGACAUCACGGCUUCGGGCAGCGCCACGAUGUUCGGGUUCGGGCGACAGGAAGAUGCAGUGAAGGGGGCUGUCGGCGCCAAAGCAGGCGAGACACGUGCGACGGAACUGCAAAGUUCUGGUGAAGUCAACAUGGUCUGCUUCGAUCGGAAGAGUGCCUGGAGCUUACCCCUGGUUUUGACUUGGCAGUCCAUCUCCGACGGCAUCUUCUCAAUCUUGCUGCUGCUCCUGAACGCCGCGAUGCAGAUCCUCUUCACCAGCAUCCUCCUUUCGCCUUCCUUCCUCGGCAACGGCUUCGAUGAGCAAGUCGAAGGGGCUCGGAUCUGGCGCCGGAGCUCUGCGCACGAUGCGAAGAACAUGGACCUGGCACAGAGGAGCCUGGCUACGCGCGUCUGCCACGAAGACGACUCCCUGAUCUUCUCCACGGGUCAGGCUGCGCUGGUGGGCGAGAUCAACAGCUUCCUGGGCCUCAGCACGCUGCAGUUCGAGGAUCAGGGGGACUUAGACUCCACUUUCGAGCCUGGGGUUCUGCUGGCAGUGCUUUGCAUCUUGCUGUGGAACUUGUGCAUCUACCGCGAGUUCCGCAGCAUCUGGUUCGUUUUGCAGGGCGUCUUCCUAAGUUCAGGAGCUUCAGAGCGGCCUCUUUCUGGCCGACGUGCCGCAGCCAUGGCCUUCGUGUGUUUAGGCCGCGCAGCCAUUGGUGGUUCACUGCUCGUGGCAGGCAGCCUCUGGUUGGCCGGCACGACGUCCAUCACCGAACUCAUGUUGAACUCAGUGGCGCUCGAGGCCGUGUUGCACGUGGACGAGUUCAUCUUCUCCGGGCUUCUGCCGACCAGGCUGCAGCAGCAGAUUCAGGAGCUCCCUCCCGUGCAGUUGAGGCGCGCACGCCGCUGUCACCGUGCUGAGAACCUGGUGCUUGCAUCCCUCUUGGCUGCAUCGCUGCUGCUGCCUUACGCGCUCCUGCUGCGGCCCUUGUCGCAGCAGGCCGGGUCAGGACACAAGCAUGGGAAACGAUAUAACGCGAAAUCAUCAUGA
Symbiodinium sp. CCMP2592 is the source of this 1272-nucleotide messenger RNA. Lineage: Eukaryota; Dinophyceae; Suessiales; Symbiodiniaceae. The record is from the annotation of a GenBank genome assembly.